GGCUAACUCAGGGUUUCAGACCAAGUACGAUAUUUGAAAGGACCUGCGUGUCACACACAAUCAAGAACAAACACCUAUCUACAUUCCAUAAGCAUAUAAACCAAGGAGCAACUCCCGACCUUCCACCCUUCACGAAAAAAUUGGAGGAUGACUUGGGCCUCUCCAUAUCAGGGGGGAUUGGAAAAACAUUUUCUCUACCCUAUUUAAGUCCACAACAAGCAAUAGUAUUCAUGAGAGCAACUACAAACGACUCUCAAGGUGGCACCACACUCCAACGAAGUUGA
Messenger RNA from Pelobates cultripes (western spadefoot toad), 284 nucleotides. The record is from the annotation of a GenBank genome assembly. Lineage: Eukaryota; Metazoa; Chordata; Amphibia; Anura; Pelobatidae.